ACACACAAAAAAUAGAACUGUAUCCUCUGAAAAGAUCCAAGAAAAGUUAUAGUUCUUACAAAAAACAGCUAUGGCUUCGCAGUGGACAAUACAAAAACUUGUCACUUGGAGAGUCAAAGAUUGGGCUACCUGUUUCUUGGCUUCCAAGAUUCCUAUAGACGUAGACGAAGAUGGAGUUAAUACUUCCGGAAACACAAUGAACAGCAACAAUGUAAUGUUUAAGAGAACAAAGAGGAAGAUGAAGAGUAAAAAGAAGAGAUCAGAGAGGAAACUCAGUCUAAGCCCACCAGGGACACGUCAUCAUCAUCUAAGAAGCAGCAGCGUUUCUCCUACGUCGGCGUCUCAGAACCGGCGGUUGAGCUGGCAGCAGCAGCAGUCACUGGCCUCAGACGAACCUGGCUUCAUUGUCUUCUGCUUCGACCGUGAAGACGGUGGAUUUGACGUUGUCAAAGAGGGAAAAGAAGAGAGGAAGGAGGUGGAAUUGUCCUCGGAAAAGUUACCGAGGACGGUUAAUCGUAAGCUUAUUUAUGGAGAUCAAGGGGAAGUAAAAACAGAGAAGGUUAACUCGCCGGAGAUUAAAGAGCCAGAACAAGAUCACGAUAAGACCAAAUUGCAAGAAACUAAAGAUGUUUCAUGUGAUGUUCAUGAUCAGAAGAAUGAGGAAGAAGAAGUUGAUGCCUCUGAUAAAUCUAGCGGGUCUAGUCAUUCAGACGAAAGAAGGGGAUCGUUUGCAUUUCCCAUAUUGGGAGUUGAGUGGAUGAGCCCUGUCCAGAUGCCUAAAACAGAUGACUUAUCUCCCGAGAAACAAAAGCCAAUUGCUUUAGGGUUUCAGUGUUGUCGAUUCUAAAAGGGAGAAACACUCCAAUUUUUUUUUUAUGAGAUUCUUUUGCACUACUAUGUUUCUGAGUAAUAUAUAGAAAAAAUUGGUAAAUUGGGUAAAUCGCAAGUUUGAAAUUAGGGAAUUGGGCGACCUCAAGUUUAAAUUAUUAAAACAGAAACAUUACAACUUCUUCUAGGUGGAUUUUAAAGUUGGACUUUAUGUAAUUAAUGCUAUACUAAUCUACUUAUUAUUAGACAUGCCUUUUAUAAAUAAUUAAUAUCAACUAUUACCAUAGUUUUUCACUUCUUACCUUAUUAUUAUAUCCACUACGCAUGUUUCCUUAUAUUGCAUAUAUUUAACUAUAAGCUAGAUACAUCCACUAGCAUAUUAUAUUAUAAGAUAGAUUAUUAAUAAUACAUCUACUAACAUAUAAUACUAUACGACAGAUUACUAAUAAUACAAUAUAUUAUCUGUAUUUAUUAACUUGCAUCUAUCAAUAUUAGCAAUACUAUG
Raphanus sativus (radish) is the source of this 1333-nucleotide messenger RNA. Its product is annotated as protein BREAKING OF ASYMMETRY IN THE STOMATAL LINEAGE. The record is from RefSeq and is a predicted model, not a curated record. NCBI's taxonomy places the organism in Eukaryota, Viridiplantae, Streptophyta, Magnoliopsida, Brassicales, Brassicaceae. Gene Ontology annotation, biological process: regulation of asymmetric cell division.